Molecule: messenger RNA, 3412 nt
Organism: Malaclemys terrapin pileata
Lineage: Eukaryota; Metazoa; Chordata; Testudines; Emydidae
Gene: ASPH
Product: aspartate beta-hydroxylase
Exons: 29
Coding region: 217-2700 (827 amino acids)
Biological process (GO): peptidyl-aspartic acid hydroxylation
Cellular component (GO): membrane; endoplasmic reticulum
Molecular function (GO): protein binding; peptidyl-aspartic acid 3-dioxygenase activity
Source: RefSeq, a predicted model, not a curated record
UGUAGCUUGUGAAGAUGAUUGCUCUAAAAAUAGCUUCAGAGUGAGUUUGCAGUCAGGUCCAGUUUCAGGUCCUAGCUGAGUUAGCUUUAUUAAACUUUCUUUUUUUAACCACUGUUGCAAGACUAGAUUGAGGGUAACUCGUUCCUUGUUCCACUUGGAUGUUGAUUUUGGACUCCAAUAUACUUAUUUUAUCCAUGGAUAAGGGACAGUAAUGCCAUGGCUGAAGAUUCAGAGACAAAGCAUGGAGGAAACAAGAAUGGGAAGAAAGAAGGCCUCUCUGGAAGCUCAUUUUUCACCUGGUUUAUGGUAAUAGCACUGCUGGGAGUUUGGACAUCAGUAGCAGUUGUUUGGUUUGAACUUGUAGAUUAUGAAGAAGUUCUAGCCAAAGCAAAGGACUUCCGUUAUAACUUGUCAGAGGUACUUCAAGGCAAGCUUGGGAUAUAUGAUGCUGAUGGAGAUGGAGAUUUUGAUGUGGAAGAUGCCAAAGUUUUGCUAGGACUUAAAGAAAGAUCUGUCCCAGCACAGCCAACACCAGCAGAAUCCGAAGAGUCCAUUCAAGCUGCAGAGCAGUCAUUCGUUACAUCAGAGCACAAGAAUGUUGAAGCAGAACUGGAAGAAGAAAUCCAGGCCAUUCUUCAUGAAGCACUCCAUUCACAAGCCGGAGAGAGGCAUGAGGAAGGUGCAGAUGAAGGACUAAAUGAUGAGCAUGAGGAAGGUGCAGAUGAAGGAUUAAAUGAUGAGCAUGAGGAAGGUGCAGAUGAAGGAUUAAAUGAUGAACGGCAGAAGGAUGAAGUAUAUGAAGAAGAUUUUGAAAUUCCUACAACAGAUGACCUUUAUGAAGCAUUAGAAGAUGAAAUACCUGAAGUACCUGAAAUACCAAAACCAGUUCAGGAAGAAACUGACAGUCAUGAUCAGGUAGAAGAAGAGCAUGGAGUAGGUGAGCCUGAAGCAGUUGAAAUUCCUGAUCCAUAUGAAUAUUACAUGGAUUUAGAAGAGCCAGCAUAUGAGUCAAAAGUUCCAGAUAACACUGAAUUAGCACAGGAAGAUGCUGUUGAACAUCAGGGAGAACCAAAUUAUGGAGAAGGGACUGACACUCAAGAUACAGCGUAUGCAGAAUUGGAGACUGGAAAAACAGAAGAAACUACAGAACCAGCUGAUGAUGCUGAAAAGGAAGAUGAAACUGCAGGGGCACUUCCAGAACCAGUAAAUGAAGAUACAGAGCCAGAUGAAAUUCCUGAGGACGUGGAAAUUAAUAAAAAGCAAUCAGAGGGAAAAGAACAUACAGAAGACACUGUUGCUGCUGGACCUCAGGAAACAGAAGUUCCUGUUGCGGCAGAGAAUUACUCAAAUGAUGAUCUAGUGGGAAAAAGUAAAGAAACUGAACGGGAACAAAAAGAUAAAGCUAAGAAGAAACCAAAACUCUUAAACAAGUUUGAUAAGACCAUUAAAACCGAACUGAAUGCUGCAGAAAAGCUACGUAAAAAGGGAAAAGUUGAAGAAGCUGUGAAGGCCUUUGAAGAAUUAGUGAGCAAAUAUCCACAGAGUCCACGAGCAAGAUAUGGGAAAGCACAGUGUGAGGAUGACUUAGCUGAGAAGAUGAGAAGCAAUGAAAUACUGCAAAAAGCCAUCAAUACUUUUGAGGAGGUGGCUAGCCUGCCAGACGUCCCUGCUGAUCUGGUAAAAUUGAGCCUGAAACGACAAGCAGACAGGCAGCAAUUUCUUGGUCACAUGAGAGGUUCUCUGGUUACUCUUCAGAAACUAGUUCAUCUGUUUUCCAAUGAUAUCUCAUUGAAGAAUGACCUUGGAGUGGGUUACCUCUUAAUAGGAGAUAACAGUAAUGCCAAGAAAGUUUAUGAGGAGGUCCUGAGUCUGGCUCCAAACGAUGGCUUUGCUAAAGUACAUUAUGGCUUCAUCCUCAAGGCAGAAAACAAGAUAGCAGAGAGCAUUCCAUAUUUGAAGGAAGGCCUAGAGUCUGGUGACCCUGGCACUGAUGAUGGACGCUUUUAUUUUCAUUUAGGUGAUGCCCUGCAGAGAGUUGGAAACAAAGAGGCAUACAAGUGGUAUGAGCUUGGGCACCAGAGAGGUCACUUUGCAUCAGUUUGGCAGCGCUCUCUCUACAAUGUUAAUGGACUAAAAGCUCAGCCUUGGUGGACAGCAAAGGAAACUGGUUAUACUGAAUUGGUGAAGUCCCUAGAAAAAAACUGGAAGCUUAUUCGAGAUGAAGGGCUUGCUGUGAUGGAUAAAGGAAAAGGCCUCUUCUUACCUGAAGAUGAGAACCUGCGAGAAAAGGGAGAUUGGAGCCAGUUCACAUUGUGGCAGCAAGGAAGAAAAAAUGAAAAUGCCUGUAAAGGCGUCCAUAAAACAUGUGCUUUAUUGGAAAGAUUCCCUGAGGCUACAGGGUGCCGAAGAGGACAGAUCAAGUAUUCCGUCAUGCACCCAGGGACUCAUGUCUGGCCUCACACAGGGCCUACUAACUGUAGGCUGAGGAUGCAUUUGGGCUUGGUUAUACCAAAAGAAGGCUGCAGAAUUCGAUGUGCCGAGGAGAACAGAACCUGGGAAGAAGGGAAGGUUCUUAUUUUCGAUGACUCUUUCGAGCAUGAAGUGUGGCAGGAUGCUGACAGUUAUCGGCUGAUAUUCAUUGUGGAUGUGUGGCACCCUGAGUUAACACCCCAACAGAGACGCACCCUUCCUGCCAUUUAAGAUGUCAUUUCUGAUGUAAGAAACAGAUGAGGUUUAAUCUGUUGGAGUCUGCUAAUAUAAAUAGGCAACAUUAAUUUUGCUGGCCGUGUGGAAAGUGUCAGCCUUCUAGGGGCUAGAAGAUGUGAAGAAAUUGUUCCACAAUUACUAUUGGACUUACCUACAAAUGUUCCAUUCUGUUUCAUACUGAAAUGGCACUGAUCUGAUAGAUUUGCUUGUAGGCUGCAAGUACAAUAAUACUCUUGUCAGCCAAGGAGCUAUAAGGCCAAAUUUUCAAAAUGAGGAAUGUGCAAAUGUUUGUGACAUGUCUAUAUUAUGUGUACCAGUACCACAGACGUACAUAUGCACAGGGUCAGUUAGUCACUUUAUUGGCCUGGUUAAUGCACAAAUAUCUGAUCUGUACGUGCACUGCUACCUGGUAAUGACAUGUAUACAUUAGAUAUGCAUAAACAUUAGCACACAACUAGCUUUGAAAUUCUGUCAUGCAAUUUCUAAUCAUAAAUGUUUUAGGUAUGAAACAAUAUGCAUAUAGUAUCAACUGUAGAUAAUAUGAACGAAUGGUUUUAUUUUGUAUUUUUCUACAUGGGUAAUUGUAUUUUUCUAUCAUAGCUAUACAUUGAUCAUUUCCUUUUGUGAACCACUAAUUUUUUAAAAAUUAUGUAUAAUAAGUGCACCUCCAGCUUUUAGCAGAGGGAGGAACUUUACAUGAACAGAU